UUAUCCCAACACCACCUCUCUCUCUGACUUCUCUGACGUCCCACCACUGUCCCCCCACCCCCACCACUCUCCUCAUACCUUUGCUUUUCCAUAAUUAAACAUCAGUACCCACCAUCUCUCUCUCUCUCUCUCUCUCUCUCUCUCUCUCAUACACACACUCUCUGUCUCUUUCUCUGUCUGUCCAUUUCCUUCUUGUUUUUUUUUUUUUGCUUCUUUAGUUGUGUCCUCUCAUCUAGUCUCCACUAAUUGUAUAUGUUCAUGGGAUGAUCAGCCAUAUAGAAAGCACAACUGAAGCAGUUGUCUGCAAAUUCGAACCAAUAUAAAUCCAUAAGCUUUGCAAUUCUGCUUGAUCUUUGUGUGAAAACAUGUACUGCUGCAAAAUGGUUGUGGCUUUUACCUAUGAAGGACACCUGUAAUCUGUGCUCAUGUCUUUCUUUUUCUGUCUAAGCCCGUAAUCCGUGCCUAUGGGGUCUGGUUAGUCAAGUUUUGAAUUGAAGUUUUGGGUGUUUUGGCUGCACUCUGUAGAGCCUAUUACAGAAUAGUCAUUCUUAUCAAUGAAGACUUAUGCUGGUCCUCUAGAUAUCUCAAAAACCAGAGUGGCUUAACCUGGUUGUUGCAAAUCUAGGAUGUAAAGUGACUUCUAGAGCAAACCACGCAGCCCAACAAUGAAACCUGGCUUUGACCUCGAAGUAAAGGCCUCUUCUGAAAAUGAUUCUGAAGUUAGCAGUCAAGUAGCUUCCAACAAAUCCAUCACCUCUGCAGGUCUCUCCAAAGACAGCCUUGAUGACUCUUCCCAACUCACAGAUCUCUUUGUUACUCGACCCAAGUCAGACCCAGUCACCCUCGACUUAACUCUCAACUUCGUCGCUGAUGAUUUAGGGGGAAGGGAUUCAAUAGGACUCUCAUUGUCAAGCACGAGUGAGAGCAGCAACGAGCCUGCAUCCCAUGCUACAACAGCAGCCAUCCCACGGGUCUUUUCUUGCAAUUACUGUCAACGCAAGUUCUUCAGCUCGCAGGCUCUUGGUGGCCACCAAAAUGCACACAAGAGAGAAAGAACAUUGGCAAAGCGGGCCAUGAGAAUGGGCAUUUUCUCAGAGAGGUACGCCAGCCUAGCAUCUCUGCCUCUACAUGGAUCUCCAUUCAGGUCACUAGGAAUCAAGGCACACGCUUCUGCACAUCAUGGCUUUGUGCCACCAACCAGGCCCCCCGAAAUCAGAAACACCCCCAAGUUUCAACAUGGGUACUUGGGUAUGCCCAUUUUCUUGGAGGAUGAUGAGGCAGAGUUGUUGUGGCCUGGUAGUUUUCGUCAGGCUGCUGAGGCAGGUAAUCCUCAUCCAAGUUUUGUACUGACUGAAAGUCGAAAUAUAAAGUUUGUGGAGGUGAGUCCACCUGUGGACAUAGACAACUCUACACCCGACCUCACGUUGAAACUUUGAGAGGAUUGUUGCUUUCAAAUCGGGCUUCAGUAUCUCCACUUCUGUUAUAUCUCUGUACAGUGAGAUGUGCCUGGCCAAUGACUGCAAGCUUUUGUUCUUAUAGAUCUUUUCUUUCUCUGUUGGUUAUCCCAUCUUCCCUUUUGUGUUCUACUCUGUUUGUCGUUGUAUAAGAGCUUCCCCAAGGAUAAUUUGUUGCUCCUAUGCUUGUUAUGACACAUAUCAUGCUUUUGAUUUAAAUAACGUUAUUCCAGUGUUCAGGUUAUGAUUGA
Messenger RNA from Juglans regia (Persian walnut), 1705 nucleotides. Its product is annotated as zinc finger protein 4-like. Gene Ontology annotation, biological process: negative regulation of abscisic acid-activated signaling pathway. The coding region runs from base 666 to 1436 and encodes 256 amino acids. The record is from RefSeq and is a predicted model, not a curated record. The transcript has 4 exons. NCBI's taxonomy places the organism in Eukaryota, Viridiplantae, Streptophyta, Magnoliopsida, Fagales, Juglandaceae.